GGUGGAGCGGGGAAGAUGGCGGCGGCGGGCGCGGGGGCCGGGCCCGGGCCCGGCGCGGGACCCUCGGCCGGCGCCGGUGCGUCCAACCCGCGCAAGUUCAGCGAGAAGAUCGCUCUGCAGAAGCAGCGGCAGGCGGAGGAGACCGCGGCCUUCGAGGAGGUGAUGAUGGAGAUCUGCUCCACACGGCUGCAGGCGCAGAAGCUGCGGCUGGCCCACAGCCGGGGGCCGUUCUACAGCGGCUCCCUGCCCAACGUCAACCAGAUCGGCACCGGCGUUCCCGAAUUCCAGGGUCCGUCGCCGCUGGAUUCCACGCGGAGCACGCGGCACCACGGGCUGGUGGAGCGCGUCCAGCGGGACCCGCGCCGGAUGAUGUCCCCCCUGCGCCGCUACGUCCGGCAGAUCGACAGCUCUCCCUACGGACCCACGUACCUGUCACCUCCGCCUGAGCCCAGCUGGAGGAGGACCAUGCCCUGGAGCAAUUUCCCGAUGGAAAAAGGACAUUUAUUCCGGCUGCCCUCAGCUCUCAACAGGACGAAUUCCGACUCGGCGCUGCACACGAGCGUGAUGAACCCCGCGCCCCAGGACGCCUACCUGGGCCCCUCGCAGGCCGGGCCGCCCCCCGGCCGCCGCGCCGGUUUCCUGGACGGCGACUCGGACAGCAAAGUGUUUCUUUUCCAAGUGCCUCCCAUCGAAGAGAACUUUGAUGACAACAAGCACUCGCUGAAGCCCUGGGACACCAAGAAGCUCUCGUCCUCCUCGGCCCGGCCGCGCUCCUGCGAGGUCCCGGGAAUCCACAUAUUCCCAUCCCCGGAUCAACCUGCCAACGUGCCCCUCAUGCCCUCGGCCCUCAACACCGGGGGGUCCCUGCCCGACCUGACCACGCUGCACUUCCCGUCCCCUCUGCCCACCCCCCUGGACCCCGAGGAGGCCCCGUACCCCCCCCUGAGCGGGGGCAGCAGCACCUCCAACCUGGCCACCACCAUGACCCACCUGGGCAUCAGCGGCACCGGCGGCGUCGGGCUGGGCUACGACCCCCCAGGACUCCCCUCACCUCUGCAGAGCUCCCUGAGUAACCCGUCCCUGCAGUCCUCCCUGAGCAAUCCCAACCUCCAGGCCUCCCUGCGCAGCCCCUCGCUCCAGGCCUCCCUCAGCAACCCCUCGCUCCAGUCCUCCCACAGCAGCUCCUCCAUCCCCUCCUCCCUCUCCAACCAGUCCCUGCCUUCCUCCCUGUCCUCCUCGCUCUCCAACCCCUCGCUGCCCACGUCCCCCCGGAGCCAGCCCCUCCAGUCCUCGCCCAGCAACCCCAGCCUGCCCUCGGGGCUGGGGGGCUCCUUCGCGGCCACCUCGCCCCGCCGGCGGGUCCCGCUCAGCCCCCUGUCCCUGCCCGUGGCCGGCGACUGCAGACGGCAGCACCCCAAACAGUUCUCACCAACAAUGUCACCCACAUUGUCCUCCAUCACCCAGGUACGCAUCGUCCCCACGCUCCAGCGCCGCCGCCUCCUCUUCCUCGGCCUCUUCCUUGUCCUUUUCCUCCUCCUUUCACCCUCCUCCUCCUCCUCCUCCUCCCCUUCCUCCUGCUCCUCUUCCACUUCCUUGUCCUCCUCCUUGGGACCCCGGCCCACCCUGGGUCCGGGUGCAGCCGAGGCCGAUUUCGGGGGUCUCAGGGACGGCUCCCGCUGCCGGUGCCGGGGGGGCUGGGGGAGCCCCCCACCCUCGGGGGGCCGGCGCUGA
This is a messenger RNA of Parus major (Great Tit), 1731 nucleotides long. It is a transcript of the gene CRTC2, whose product is annotated as CREB regulated transcription coactivator 2. The record is from RefSeq and is a predicted model, not a curated record. The transcript is spliced from 12 exons. The coding region runs from base 16 to 1731 and encodes 571 amino acids. Gene Ontology annotation, molecular function: cAMP response element binding protein binding. Lineage: Eukaryota; Metazoa; Chordata; Aves; Passeriformes; Paridae. Gene Ontology annotation, cellular component: cytoplasm; nucleus. Gene Ontology annotation, biological process: positive regulation of transcription by RNA polymerase II; protein homotetramerization.